Messenger RNA from Myotis myotis, 3340 nucleotides. RefSeq names its product protein CutA homolog. Gene Ontology annotation, biological process: response to metal ion. Gene Ontology annotation, molecular function: copper ion binding. The record is from RefSeq and is a predicted model, not a curated record. Bases 2162 to 2602 code for a protein of 146 amino acids. Lineage: Eukaryota; Metazoa; Chordata; Mammalia; Chiroptera; Vespertilionidae. The transcript is spliced from 7 exons.
GGGAGGUGGUGAAGCCCUCAGGGGUGCUCAGGGCCAGCAGCUGCCACUCACACCCGCUGACGGCGCCGAGUGAUUGGGGUGCAAGUGGGACCGUCACCGGAAUAGGUGCAAGCACCGGGUGGGACCACGGUGCAGGAGCAGAGAUUUUUUAGUAACCACCAGAGGCUCGCCCCAUGACAGCGAUCAGCACCCCGCCUUGGUCUGGCACCCCUGCUCACCUGCUCCACCUUCCUGCUGCGGCCGAUGCUGCCAUGUUCCGUGCUCUGCUGUCUGCUGCUGAUGCCUUCCAUGUUCCACAUGCGUGGUCAGUGCAUGUCAUAGCAACUGGUUGUUUGGUUGUUCAGCCGUUCAGUCUAUUUGCAUAUUAGGAUUUUAUAUAGAUAGAUUACCUGCUAGCUGGAAUGCUCAGAUCUUCCCUCAGAGUGGCUUUUUUGGCUGGGGGACAGGCCAUUGUUCCUUUUGUUUGGAGUAUGUGCUAGAAGCUCCCAUAGAGUCAUGUAGUGGACUCCUUACAGUGUUCCAGUCUGCCCAGUUCUCUGUUAAAAGCACUGCUAACAAAGACUUGUCUUUUUCACAAGACUAUUUAGUCUUAAUAAUAACAUCUUGCUGAUGAAUUAAUUCACUAGUCUGCAAGUAUUUAUUGAGAACCUGCUGUGUGCCAUGAACUGUGUUGGGGAUACAGUGGUGAGCAAAGCAUGAAAUUCAAUUUUAUUGAAUUUGUGAUUACAAAUUAUUUUUCCUAUCUCCUGUGAACCCAUAGCAACUGAGAUAGGCAGCACAGUGUCAUAAUCUCCACGUUCUAGAUAAGGUUUAUAGAAGGAGAGGUGGUAACUUGUUGAAGGCCACAGGCAGCAGUAGUCACACUAGGAUUUAAAUCCUAUUGUGCACACAUACUAAAAGCUUUUGAAGUCUGGGUGUUUUUUUUCUUGCAUGGUCACUGCUUUAGUUCAGUGGACUAGUAUGUUGAAUUGGUGGUUUGGUGGAGGUAGUGGGAGGGAAUGAGAAAACCCAACCCUGACAGGCCUGUAGUCAAACUGAAGCUGAAGACAAAAACACUGCUCAGGCCCUGCCAAGAAGUAGGAGGCAGGACUUAGGCAAUAGCAUAAAAGGAGUGGGAGGACAGAGGUUUAUUUGAGCAAGAAAGAAGCCCUGGGCGGGAGGCAGGAGAAACACCCUCUUGUUCAGCCUGGCUUAAGUCACAGUGGGACUCCUUGCAAGCUGCCUCUCUCUGUUAAUGACUCCAUUAUAUUCCACAAGCAGAGAACCUGGGAAGGAAGAUGUUUUCCAGUUCUUUUCAUUUCUUCUUAUUUUAAAUGUUUAUCAUUAAAAUAGUAAGAAAAAUCUCUUGAGUGCCUUUUCCUUUCACGUUGUCACUGCUAUUAUCUUAGCUUCAAGUCUUUUUCCUGGAUUAUUGUAAUGGCCGUGUAAGUAGGCUAUCACUGGUCAUUCUCCCUCCUCUCUCCUGGUACCCUACUCAGCCUCACUAUAUUAUUACUCUGCUACUUAAAACCUCCAAAAAUACCAUACCACUUGAGUACAAACUCCAGUCUCCUUAGCUUGACCCUUUUCUCUAUAGUUGUAGUCAGUUUCAUUUCCUCCUGACCUCAUACCCACAGACUAAGACCCAUGCAGACUCUAACUCAUCUAUCCCUUAACACCUCUUGAGUUUGUACAUAUUACUAUUUGCUUAGCAUGUGUCCCUCUCCUCUUAUAAUCCCACUUAUCAUUCCAGAUUCAACUUAGAUGAAUCUUCUCUUCCAAGCCUUUUUCUGCUCCCUCAGGUAGAGCCUUCCUUAUGGUCCCUGAGUACCUAGUUUAGUAGCACAGGUUGCAUUGCUUAGAAUUAGGCUACCCUUUCCAUUAGCCUACCCAGUGCCUGGCACAUAUACAAAUGAAUGGAGGUGAAGGUAACUCCUCAAACAUCAUUAGAUGUAAGAGCUUAUCAUUCAUUAUAAUCUCCACAGGAUGAUAGUUCAGUGGAUGCCAGUUGGCAUUACCUCCAUCAGAAUGGAUUUCCCGUCAUCCAGACUUGAGUCCUAAUCCUGGCUUCAACCAAAUAAAAGCUAUGUGAUUUUGAACAAGCUUCUUGAUUUCUGAGCCUAUUUUUUUUAAUCAUCUGCAAAAUGCAGAGAUCCUGACAGCUUCUUUCCUGACUUACCCCAUGCUCAGGACCCUUAGCCUGCAGCUCCAUUCAGCUGUCACUGGCAGUUAUGUCUCCGGCACUUACUCCAUCGUCUUUGUCAACUGUCCCAACGAGCAAAUUGCCAGAGAUAUUGCCAGCUAUGUUGGUGGGGAGUCACGGGAACAGCUGCAAGGAAUGCUAUUCGCAGCACUGUUUUCAGUGGCUAUACUGGAUAAGAAGCUGGCUGCCUCUGUGAACAUCCUGCCCAAGGCAUCCUCAUUGUACUUUUGGAAUGGAGAAAUAGAAGAAGCCACUGAGAUUCUGUUGUUAAUAAAGACAAAGACUUCCAAGGUCCGCAUGCUGUCCAGCUAUGUCAGGUUGGUGCAUCCUUUCGAGAUCCCAGAGGUCUUCAGUCUUCCUAUGGACCAAGGAGAUGUGCACUAUUUGAAGUGGCUGGAGGAGGGCAUGGAGGAGGACUGAGGGGGCCGGCCUUCUGUGGAUCUUGCUGGCUGCCGCUAGUCUUCAUCAGCUGCACUCUGGGGAAAGGAGGCCUCUUUCUGCCUCUCAGCAUCUCUGGAUUCCUUGUUUUUGUCAGCACAGAGGAGCUAAGUAACUUGUAGAGGAUGAAGGGCCAAGGCUCCUGAGGUUAUAAGAAGACGCUGGGCCAAUCGGGCCACGCAAGAACCCAGUGGAGCGUGUCUCUGAGUGCUUCCUGCGUACAGGUGGCCAAGGUGAGGGCAAGGAGGGUGUGUGGGGGACAAGGGGAGGUGGCAAUGAGGGUGAGUUUUGUCAUCGGCAGCAGUCACUGGGCCACCUCAAGUGUCGGGUGGAAUUACUCUCCUGGUUUUCAGGAGAAAUAGACCGGUGAUCUGUUUACCUAGAAGUGUGUGGGUUGAAGGUCACCUUCUGGAGGAACUGGCAAGCACUUUAUUCAAAAGGAUGGAUUGUGAAAUGGUGCAAUUUCAGGGACAAGCAAGAUUAUUUCUCCUAGCUAAGGAUGGCACUUGUUAUUCCUGAGUCCUGAGUAGUGGGUCCGGGAAUGGGCUUCAGGAGUGUGUGUAGGACUGGGGAGAUAUUAGCACUUAGGUACAGCUCAUGGGUUGGGAAUACAUCUUGACCUUCCUAGUCUGAAUGUGACCGGCAUCAGAAGAUUCUGGUGCCUUGCUCAGUGGAGACAGGCUGGCUCAGUGGAGCAUUGAAACUGAGCAUCCUAAAGCA